CCACGGCCUGGCCUCCCUGGGUGCGCCCCUGGACUAGAGAUCCCCACCCCCUCACCCCGGGUGCUCCUGUGGGCUUUCCCCUGAGCAGGCCCCGACGUCUGUUCCGUGAGCAGGUCUCACUGGCUCAGGGCCCCCCUCACGGCCUCAGUGUACCUUGUUAGAGGCACCUCCCAAGGCAUGGAGGUUGGGGUUCGGAGGCCGGCCUGGGAGAGGGGCUGGCUUAGCGGGUGGCCCAUUGCAGGCUCCCUGAGCGUGGACAGCCUGAGGGAGGAGCAGCUCGGCCUGUCCCUGCGGGUGUCCAGCGGCUGGAGGACACUCCACUUCAACGUGGUGCCUGUGGUGCGGAGGAGGCUCAGGGUGCCCGCCCUGGAAGGGGCCCGGCUUGUGCCAGGAUUCCCUGAGGGCGCCCUGCGAGGGAUCGCCCGCCAGGAGGCAGCCCUGGUGCCGGCCAGCGCUGAGCUCUGGAGGGUCUCCACUGAUUACCUGCUCACCAGGCUGCUGGGGGCGCUGGGCUCCCUUCGGGGCCACCGCCUGGACAGCCUCUCCAUCCUCGACCGGGUCAACCAUGAGAGCUGGCGGGACGGCGGCCGGAGCCCCGGCCUGACCUUCAGCCACUUGAAGACGGUGCUGCUGUGGGCCGCCACGCUCUUCCCUGCGCCCGAGGACUGGGCGGAGCUUCAGGGCGCUGUGUACCGCCCCCUGGUGGUGCUGCUCUGCUGCCUGGCCACCAAGAACCUGCCGCACUUCCUACACCCCGAGUGGAACCUGCUGCAGGACGCGGGCCUGGACCUGGGCGCCCUCUACCAGCGUGUCGAGCACUUCGCCAGCCAGCCCGAGGCCGCCCUGCGCAUCCACGCCACCCACCUGGGCCACAGCCCCCCGCCGCGUGUGGGCAGCGGGCUCCGGGCACUCCUGCAGCUGCCUGCUGGUGAGCCCGCCUACUGGGCAACUGCCUACUUCGACGUCCUGCUGGACAAGUUCCAGGCCUUCAACAUCCGGGACGAGCAGCGGGUCUCGGCCAUGCAGAGCGUCUUCCUGAAGACCAAAGCCCUGGGUGCUGAGGAUCGCUGAGCUGGGCAUCCGGCUCACUGCCCUCUGCCAGCGGCACCGCCCACGGAGGCUCUGGGAACGUUUGGAGGAGGGAACGGGCUUCGCCUGGAGUGGAUUUGGGGGUGGAGGGCCUUGUCCCCAGGGCCCACCUGCGCCUGUCCAGGGGCAGCCCCGUGGGCAUCUGAGUGUGCUGGACAGUGGGUCUCAGAGGUCCCAGGGUGAAGGUGCUGUGUGCUCUGCGUGCUGAGCCCUCCAUGUGAUGUCGUCAAGGCCGAAAGUUGAGAGCCCUCGGGGGACCAGGAGCUCGUCCGCACCUGCUGCUCCAGGUGGCGGGGCCUCUGAAUCUGCCUUGAAUCUGCUAGAGCACUGCUUGUGUCCAGGGGGCCGGGACCGCCUGCUUUCUGGACACCUGAAGUGGACAAGCUUGUGUGCAGACACCCUUCCCUGUCCCUGUGAACGACCCCUGCCCAUCCCCAGUCCUCACCUGCUUGUUCAUGAGGGAGCCACCCGCAGCCCCGGCCAGCGGCACCGUGGCAGAGGCACCCCUGCCGUGUGCAGGGGCUGCUCCCGGCAGGUGGCGCCCCCGUCCCUGCCCUCUCGGCCCUCCGCCGUUUCCGCCUCCGUUCUCCCAUCGGCGCGCUGCCGGCGGCCUGUGACCCCCCCCUCCCCCCUCAGGGCUGCCCACCCUCCGGGCGCCUGGCCUGCAGGCAUUCUGCAGUCUUCACUCCGCCUCCGAGGGACGUGGCUCCUAAGUUCUGAGCUGCAGCCCGCGCCCCAGGUCCUGAGAAGGAGGCUGCAAACCCCAGUCAGUUCGUGCGGCAGGCACCUCCCUGGACCUCCUCCGGAAAGUGGUCACACGCACGCUGCGGAGGGGACACUUGGGCCUCUCUGAAGGCUGAGGGACCCGGGGCCUGAGCUGGCACUAAUGGGAAGGGACAUGGAAUGCCCCCAGGCCCACCCUGUGCCCUGCCUCGAGGCGGGCAGCUGCAGAAGGGCUUAGCUUGGUCCAACCUGAUUCGCGAGGGGUGCAGUGUCCAGGCCCACCCUGUGUCCUUUCUCUGAUGUUGGGGUGGACGCGGGGGGCUGUGCUUAGCAGGGGUAAGAGCUACAGCGGCAGGAAAGACCAAGGGGAAGACGUUAUAACCACCGACUGCCAUAGCCAAGGGUCCGGUAGAAUGUCCCGAAGGCCAGUGUCAGGACUCAGCACCGCCGUCAGAGACACUGGCUCACAGGAUGACCUCAGCACACAGGUCAAAAUGAGGCUCUGAGAAUGGGGGCCCCACACACCUGCGGGGCAGGGGUCGUUUGGGAAACCUCUGUACCUUCCUCUCGCUUUUGCUGUGAACCUAAAACUGCUCUAGAAAGAGGUCUAAAGAUA
Molecule: messenger RNA, 2428 nt
Organism: Capra hircus (goat)
Lineage: Eukaryota; Metazoa; Chordata; Mammalia; Artiodactyla; Bovidae
Exons: 4
Coding region: 178-1071 (297 amino acids)
Source: RefSeq, a predicted model, not a curated record